AUGGGGUGGGCAAGCAGUUGAAAUGGAGGCUCCUGAGUGGCUGAGUAGGGCCCUCCCUCUGCUCUUUAAAGCGUUCACUCACCUGCAGCUCUAAAAAGAAGCAAUUGUGAGUUCAGUGCUACUCCUCCCUCUCUCUGUAGCACGCCGGCCCCCUCAAGCCAGAUAAGGAACUCCUCUCCUCUGUAGCUUCCCUUGGACCUGGUACUGUCGAACACUCUCUCACACCGCACUAUGGACCGCAUGGAACUGCAGAAGGUCUGCACCGAGGCCGAUGAUGAAAGCACAGACAGCCUGGAUGACCGUUACACAGAGCCAGUAGACCCAGAGAAAGCCACCAUCACCAGUCAGUUUUUGGACGAGGAUGAUGCAGAAAGUCAAAAGUUUCUUGGUAAUGGAAUCAUGAAGAAGAAGAAGUUUGAGGAAUACCAUGAAGAAUAUCACCCAGGCCAUACCUCCUUUGGGAUGUCAGUGUUUAACCUGAGCAAUGCCAUCAUGGGCAGUGGGAUCCUGGGCCUCUCCUUUGCCGUGGCCAACACUGGCAUCAUUCUGUUUAUGGUUCUAUUGUUUGGUGUGGCCAUCUUGUCAUUGUACUCUGUCCAUCUCCUGCUUGUCACAGCUAAAGAGGGAGGUUCACUCAUCUAUGAGAAGCUGGGAGAAAGAGCCUUUGGAUGGCCAGGGAAAAUGGCUGCUUUUGGUUCAAUAACCCUUCAGAAUAUAGGAGCCAUGUCUAGUUACCUGUUUAUAGUAAAGUACGAGCUCCCUGAGGUGAUACGAGCUUUUAUGGGCCUGGAACAGAACUCUGGCGAAUGGUACCUGAAUGGAAAUUAUCUGGUGGUAUUUGUCUCUGUCGGGGUUAUCCUACCCCUGUCUCUUCUCAAGAACCUUGGCUAUUUGGGCUACACCAGUGGUCUUUCUCUCUCCUGUAUGGUCUUCUUUCUGUGUGUGCUAAUCUAUAAGAAGACUCAACUACCCUGCCCAAUAACCUUUCUGGACCAGCAACCGUAUAACCUGAGUGUGAACAGUUCAGUUCCGCUGGGUCCUCAUGCUCUUCAUAAUGGUACCGCGGUGAUGGACUUCUCGAGGGCUGAUCUGAACAACGCUCAUCUGGACUCGCAUGAAGUUGAUGCACACCAUACCUCCAUCACCUACCAACCCCACCCAGAUGAUGAAGACAUGUGUAAACCUAAGUACUUUGUGUUUAACUCACAGACCGCAUACAGCGUGCCAAUCCUGGCUUUUGCAUUUGUAUGUCACCCAGAGGUUUUGCCAAUUUACAGUGAACUGAAAGAUCGUUCUCGGCGGAAGAUGCAGAACGUGUCCAAUCUCUCCAUCCUGGCUAUGCUCACUAUGUACAUGUUUUCAGCCCUGUUUGGAUACCUGACCUUCUACGAUAAUGUGGAGGCUGAGUUGUUGCACACUUUCACCAGGGUGUAUAAAUUUGACACAUUGCUGUUGAUGGUGCGUCUGGCUGUGCUGACUGCGGUAACACUAACUGUGCCCAUCGUCCUGUUUCCCAUCCGUUCCUCAGUGAUCACGCUGAUGUUCAGUGGAAAAGAGUUCAGCUGGAUCAGACACAUCCUUAUCGCUGUUGCCAUUCUUGCCUUCAACAAUAUGCUUGUCAUCUUUGUCCCAACAAUCAGAGAUAUCUUUGGUUUCAUUGGUGCUUCGGCAGCUACCAUGCUCAUCUUUAUCUUACCGGCUGCUUUCUACCUACGCUUGGUGAAGAGCAUACCAUUUCGCUCCCCUCAGAAAAUCUCCGCAGCCAUUUUCCUCGUGGUGGGCUUUGUCUUCAUGAUUGGCAGCUUGUCCCUCAUCGUUCUGGACUGGAUCCACAACCCUCCAGGCUCUGGAGGAGGUCACUAAUCGACCAACCCAACAUUUGUGAAGUAAAGGGCUGGACUCACAGUACCCCCCCCCCCCCCUCCCCCCUCAACUACCCCAAAGAAUCCACAGACUAAGUAUUUUUAUGUGUUGGGAGACAGCCACUUGCUAAAGCAUGCCCCUGCACAUGAGUAUUACAAAUGGACUCCAUUUACACUUGAAACUGGUGAAUAAGUUUUCUUUGACUGAUAGUAGAUGCGUUCUUAUCUUGCUUUUUUUUUUUUUUUUUUUUUUAGUACUUAAAGAUCAUUUUGCAUUUUAGAGAUUGAAUGUAGAUGUGAAAUAGUAACUGUUGCCAUAGUGAUAGGGAACAGAGUGGUGGAUGCUUGCCAUACAGUGCAUUUUCCAGCCUGUGAGUCACAGGUGAAGCUAACAGGGACCUGGAAUCUCAUUAACUGUAAAGCUAAGUCACCUGAAGGAGUGAAUUCCUGUGGACGGCCACAGUGACAGGAUACUGUAGGAGCACAGCCUUCCCCCAUACCUUUGGAGGUAGCGUUGGUGUUUAUGUAUGUACAAAGAGCACUUCUAUGAUUCGUCUAUGAUUAUGAUUCGAGUUCAUGCACACAUAGGCCUGCAUAUACACACAUGCAAGAACACAUUUCUCACUGUUAAUGCCAUUGGUCCUCACAAGUAUCUUGGCUUGUCCUGUCUUUAGAAAAAAAACAAAUUUUUGAUGGCCCAAGGCAGCCAAAUAGGGUAUAACCAAUAAUACAAAAAUGAAAUAAUUAUUUUUACCAGUGAAUAUUAUGUUUCUCAUUUAGUCGUGGCCAUUUAAUUUUUGUAUUUGAAACAGCUGUGUGCUAUCAUUUUCCAGAUUAACUGUCGAGGAAAAGGUCCAUUCGAUUAUUAGCAAAAUUGGAUUUUUUUAAAUAUGUAAAACUUUUUUCAUAGACAGACAAUCAUACAGUCUGUGUAACUGCUGUUGUAAUUUUAUAUGCCACUGAGCAGGGCCUCAGAAAUAGUGUUAUUUUUAACUCAUCUUUUUCUAGCUGUUUGUAAAACUCAAACAUGACUGUGUCAAUAGAAUCUAUGCAAGAAAAAAAUGGAUGGUUCUUACUGGUCUCGUGUUUGUCUCACUUUGGACAAAGUGUCCAGUGGACCUUUGAUCAUAUGUCAGUAGUUUCAGCUUGUUGUGUGAGCUGAAUGCCUGAAAUAUUGAAAUGCUGGACAGUUCCUGUGAGCCAUAUUUGUGUCAAAUCUGACUGAGUGCUAGGAGUCAUUGGGCAGCCGGAGUUAUCCUUAUCAGAUAUACUUUCAUCCUGUUGGAAAUUACCGAGGUGAUAAGUUCAUGACAGUUUCACAACAGAGACAAGAUAAGCUGCUGCAUUCUUCACCCUUGUUUCAAGAUUCCUUACAUAUCAGAUAAAACAUUGAUAAGUUUGUUUGUUUUUGACAGCUUUACUUAUAAAACAGCUCAAAAUUGUCAAGCAAAUGUGUAGUAUCAGCAUUAGAUAAUUUCUCCCCAAGUCUUGGAAAGUCAAGGUUAGGGUUACGUUUAUCUCAGCCCUUCUCAUGCCUUUUUUUUUUUUUAGCUUAUAACUUUAUUUCAUGCUAAAGUAAUACUUAAAUAAUCUAUUCAUCCGUCAAUGAUAAUCUCUAAAAUGUGCCAGAAGUGAACCUAACUGUAGGUACCAGCUUUCUAACAACUGUUAAGUGCCAUUUUCAGAUCCCCUGUUUUUGGUAUAUCCCAGUGUUCAAAAAUGAAAAAAAAAACACUGUAAUAACUGAGCUUAGUGGCCCAUCAAGACCUCUCUUAGCAUUAAAAAAAUCAGGAGUGAUCACCUUUCAACCCCCCACCCUCCCCUCCCCUCCCGUCCCCAUAGGUUUAUUUAACUGCCCUAUAAUUUCAUUUAAAAGGUUCUUUUCAAGAAAGGCUUAACUUAGCUGUCAGUGGCUUUCUGAAUAAUCGGAAUUCUUUUUUUUUUAUUAUUAUUACAACAUUGCCUUGUUUCUAAAUGCAUGUCCUUGUUUUGGGUGCAUCAAUCACCAUGCUGAAACUUUGAAAAGCGUUCAAACGAAACAUUGCAGAUAUCUGUGUAUGUUUUGAACCAAUCCAGCCAAAGUGGACAAUAUUUAUAGAUCCUUUGUUGAUCUAGACAUAAAACAAAUGGAUAUUUCAGAUGAAAUGGUAUAUUAUGUGCAUGUUUUGAAUUACAAACAUGGUCUUUUUGACAAUUGUAUAUGCUUUGUAAAUAAUCUGUUGUAUGGUACACUUACUGAGACGCUGUGUGGCAGUGGGAAGGAACAGCACCCUGCGUGUUUUCCAGUUAUAUUUUAGUGUCACGUGUCGUAGGUUUAGUUUAUGUUCCUGUCUUUGGAUGCUUGCUUUGUAAAUUUGUAGAAAAGUCCUAUUUCUAUUGCUCCGUUCUCAUAUAGCCAUUUUUAAGGAUGAAUGAAAUUAUGAAGUGUUGUUUUUUUUUGUUUGUUUUGUUUUUCCUUUUUGAAUUGUUACUUGAUUAGCUUCAUGCUUGCAAAGGUACAUGCUGUAGCCGCUGAGGUGGAAAUGGCCAUAUGGCACAUUUUUGAUUCUCCUCUCAAAAUGAAGGGAGGUGCUGUUCUUCUCCUUUACAUGUAGUAAAGUUCUUCACAUGCAGAAUUUUAAGACUUAAGACCAAGGGUUUGUACCCAUAAUCCCUUGUUUCUGCACUGAGGCCAGUCCUCCCAGCAUUCUCUGGGAUUUGCUUUCACAGGGAGGCAAGGAGGAGAUUGAACAACAUUCACCUAGACUGAAUAUCAGCAGGAUGUUAGUGAGGCUGCAGCUUGUGAUCAUCUCAAUCUUUAAGAGAACCUGUCUUUAAGUGCAACACAUCUCUUAUCAAUGUCCCAGCCUGUGUCUGUCCCCUGUUACAGAUGCAUACAGCAGUGAGGGAAACUAUUGUGCCUAGGGUAUCAGACAGAGGAAACAUUCAGUCAAUCAGAAAUGGUUUUGGUUUUGAGAGGCUAAUUUUCCUCACAGACUGACACUGUGUGCUGUGUCCUGAUCUGUUCGGAUUUCCCUUCAUCUUCACUGAUCCCUCAGAACAGUGCCUUGGUUAUCACUCAGGUAUUUUAUGUAACAAACUCAAUCCACAGGUGACUCUAUGUUACUGAAUUUUCCCCCUUCAUCAUGAGGCUACGUUAACUUAUCUGAACUUCCGAUAUCUCAAUAUUUAUUCUAUCUCUAUUUAUGUUUGCCUAAGUCAUUUUCGUGGGCUACUGUUGUUUAAAAACUGUUGGUGAUGUUGUAGAGAAAAACAGUCAGACACCUGAAGUGUGAGGGCAUGGCAAAAUUCAAUAAAGCUCAAGGAGAAGCCUCUUGGGAUUGAGUUUGGCAAAAUAGUCAGCCUUAUGUUUCUGUGGCCUACUGUUGUCCCAGUCAAACUGUGCCUCUGGUCUGCUGUUCUGCCAAUUACAGUGUGCCUCAUGUGGACCCACUGUCUCCUCUACAUUUGUCAUAUCAAGGAGGACUUUUGUAUCGGUGAAGCUGUUUCAGUUAUUUAACACUACAAAUAAAAAAAUUAAAAGUGAAA
Messenger RNA from Chanos chanos (milkfish), 5390 nucleotides. It is a transcript of the gene slc38a4, whose product is annotated as solute carrier family 38 member 4. The transcript is spliced from 16 exons. Lineage: Eukaryota; Metazoa; Chordata; Actinopteri; Gonorynchiformes; Chanidae. Bases 232 to 1863 code for a protein of 543 amino acids. The record is from RefSeq and is a predicted model, not a curated record. Gene Ontology annotation, molecular function: L-amino acid transmembrane transporter activity. Gene Ontology annotation, cellular component: plasma membrane. Gene Ontology annotation, biological process: amino acid transmembrane transport.